GUCGUUUAUUUAAGUUUGUAAAAGUUGAGAAUACGUUGUACAAUAGUGGGGAACGAUCACGUGAUAGCAUAGCGAAUACCACUGGAAAGACCACUUGUUGUAAGACGCCUUAUCUUUUUGUAUCUGCUACAGACGAGAGCAGGAUGCAUACAUUACUGACUUUCGCGUUUGUAAUUUUAUUUCAAGUGCUUGAAUCUAAGAAAUUGACUGCAAUUGACACCGAAUCUGGUAUAGUUGGUUUUAAUGUUCAGCUGAAAUGGGAUGUGGAUGUAAAUAUUAAGGAGGAAGAUUACUCUAUCUUAAAGGUUGAAAACAAGAUAACCAAGAAACUAGAGAACACUAUAAAAUAUCCCCAUAGGCUAGAUGACACUAGGCUUAUUCUGACUAUUAAAAAUGUUACAUUAUAUGACGCAGGUAUAUACAGGUGUAAAUUGCAUGCUUCUGGUGAAUAUAAAGAUAUAAAUCUGAAGGUGGAAGAUUGGGAAUUUCAAUGGAUUUAUACAACAAAUCCAAUGGUAUCGAGACUCAAUAAAGACAUAUUAUUGGUGUGGAAAUAUCGAAGUCUGAAGUUGGUCAAUGAAAUCAGCUUUAAUAGGUACAGCAAUUAUACCAAAGAGGGGCAUCGAAUUGGUGUUUGGACCACUAAGGAUGGUUUUAAAUCUGAUGUGAGUAAUGUUAAGUUGGACAUGUCGAAAUAUAAAGCAGUUGACGAAUUAAGUUUGAUACUGAUAAAUGCCACGAAAGAUGAUUUCAACUUAAUCUACAUCUGCCAAAUAUCCCAUGGUGCAAAUGUUAAUCAGAAGGGAAUUCAGCUGGAGAUAAAAAAACCUACAUUAUACAGUAAGAGUUCGAUUAUUACUGAUUGUGUAAUUGAAUUUCAAUGGUAUUACGACUAUGAUUAUCCCGCCCGUGCCAUUAUAUUUAACCGACAGUUACACGAUGAGCCUCUUAAAGUUGGAUUCUGGAUUGAUGGGAGGUUUAAGCCAACUCUAGAUGGUGGACAAGAUCGUGUGAAAUUUGAAAAAACAGAUCAUCUACAAGGAGGGGCACAUAUAACUCUAAAAUUAUUGAAUGUAACCAAGGAUGAUUUCAGUUACAAUUAUACCUGUAAAUGUGUUUUUACUGAUAAAACAAUAGCAGUUUCUGCUAGUGUGGAGAUUACAACUGAAGAGCGGCCUAAUGGAACAGAUGGUUAUACGUUGUCCCGUGAGGGUCUUGAUAGGAUGAAUAUUGUUGCAGUGGUUACUACAGUGGUGCUUACAGUAAUAAUAUUGAUUGCAGUUCUAUACAAACGAUGUAAUCCACUAAUUUGUAGAGCGGUAAAUCAAACAGAAACUGAAGAACAAGAUGAGGAACACAAAUUGCAAGCUAUACAAACUGAAGAACAAGAUGAGGAACACAAAUUGCAAGCUAUACCAACUGAAGAACAAGAUGAGAAAUACAAAUUGAAAGCUAUACAAACUGAAGAACCAGACUAGGAAUACGAAUAUCAAGCUAUACCAAAUGAAGAUGUUGAAGAUGAUGUAUAUAUUGGUUGUACUUCUACAACAUCAGAACAUACCUUGACUAAAAGAAUAUCAAGGCAUGAGUAAUGAUCUGGUCUACCCUCUGUUGCCCCCAACACAAUUAUCACAAGGGCAGGAGAGGGUAGUAAAUGGGGCUUAAUAUCCAAUGGACUAGUUUAUUCAAUAAACUGAAAUGGAUUGAACAACAGGCAAAGCCCUAUAUAAGUUCUCUCCAAACAUAAAAUAAUAAACAAUGGUGGACAUAUGUAUAGGUAGUUAGUUACAAACAUAUAUACAUUUCUUGGAGUGUAAUGUUUAGAUAUAAUAUAGUAUAUUUACAUUUAAGUUUAUGUUAUGAAAAUAGAAAAAUAUUACACAAUGUAAAUAUAGUUUUAAUAAUUAAAACUUUAAAACCGC
Patella vulgata (common limpet) is the source of this 1922-nucleotide messenger RNA. RefSeq lists its product as uncharacterized. The coding region runs from base 144 to 1478 and encodes 444 amino acids. Gene Ontology annotation, biological process: positive regulation of T cell proliferation; cellular response to lipopolysaccharide; T cell costimulation. NCBI's taxonomy places the organism in Eukaryota, Metazoa, Mollusca, Gastropoda, Patellidae. The record is from RefSeq and is a predicted model, not a curated record. Gene Ontology annotation, cellular component: external side of plasma membrane. The transcript has 15 exons.